Messenger RNA from Anopheles arabiensis, 3083 nucleotides. RefSeq names its product mucin-2-like. Gene Ontology annotation, cellular component: cytoplasm. The record is from RefSeq and is a predicted model, not a curated record. The transcript is spliced from 2 exons. The coding region runs from base 109 to 2967 and encodes 952 amino acids. Lineage: Eukaryota; Metazoa; Arthropoda; Insecta; Diptera; Culicidae. Gene Ontology annotation, biological process: intracellular protein transport; vacuolar transport.
UGUAGCAAGGAGUAGCUAGUGGUCUUAUGGUUUCCGUCUUUGUACGAGGAACACCGAACCGCCCAGGAGUGCAGUAGGAUUUAGCUGGAUCUCGUUGCGUGCCGGAAGAUGAUGGAAAACAAGAUUGUUUUCCUGCUCUUCCUGGGGGCACUUAUAAGCGCCUCACGGGCGGAAGCUUUACCUGAUGAAAGCUUUCUUAUCACACCGGUAAACAAGCAGAACUUGCUGAAAGCACUGCUGCAGCAAGAAUCGACCUCUUCGAAUAUUGGCCUCCGAGGAUCGGGUCAAAAGGAUGAAGAUGGAUAUCAUUACGAUCGCCCACAGGAUCCGCUCUGUCUCCUAGGUGAUGGACCACACUGUCAGCAAACGAAACCUGACAACGGUUAUCUGCCGCCUUGCCCACCAGGAUCGCAAGGACCAAACUGUCAGCCAACUGCACCCAUCUGUCCCCAAGGCGGAAAUCCACCACACUGUUGUACAAAUGGAGGAAAUGGACCGAACUGUGUAUUGCCGGAAGUACCUCCGAUACCGCCGAUCAUAGUUCAUCCUGGCCAUACCGGAGCACCCAUCGUACAGGUACAGACCUUCGUGUACGGAGCAUGCACCAACGGUGGCUCUGGACCGUACUGCUGUACAAAUGGAGCAAACACACCCGACUGUGUUCUGAGUGCACCUCCUAUUGUGGUUGAGGCUCCACCACAGCCACCACCAACGAGACCACCGCCGCCACCGCCAACGAGACCACCACCGCCACCGCCAACCACAACGAGACCUCGUCCACCGCCAACGACGAGACCUCCGCCGCCACCGACCACUACAAGGCCUCGACCGCCACCAACGACGAGACCUCCGCCACCGCCAACCACGACUCGCCCAAGACCUCCACCUACUACGACUCGUCCUAAGCCUCCACCUACUACAACUCGUCCUAGACCUCCACCAACUACCACAAAGCCACGUCCUCCGCCAACUACUACACGUCCAAAGCCACCGCCAACGACGACCAGGCCACGACCUCCGCCAACUACCACUCGUCCAAAGCCUCCUCCAACAACUACUCGUCCAAAGCCACCGCCGACCACUACGAGGCCACGCCCUCCACCAACUACCACUCGUCCAAAGCCUCCGCCAACGACGACAAGGCCACGACCUCCACCAACUACCACUCGUCCAAAGCCUCCGCCAACGACGACAAGGCCGCGACCUCCGCCAACUACAACUCGUCCAAAGCCACCGCCAACAACCACCAGGCCACGACCUCCGCCAACGACCACUCGUCCGAAGCCACCGCCAACCACAACAAGGCCACGACCUCCACCAACGACCACUCGCCCGAAGCCACCGCCAACCACAACAAGGCCACGACCUCCACCAACGACCACUCGUCCGAAGCCACCGCCAACGACGACCAGGCCACGACCUCCGCCAACUACAACUCGUCCAAAGCCACCGCCAACGACGACCAGGCCACGUCCUCCACCAACGACCACUCGUCCAAAGCCCCCGUCAACGACGACAAGGCCGCGACCUCCGCCUACGACGACUCGUCCGAGACCUCCGCCAACUACCACUCGUCCUAAACCACCACCUACAACAACCCGCCCAAGACCUCCUCCAACUACCACUAGGCCCAAGCCGCCACCUACCACUACCAGACCACGCCCUCCGCCAACUACAACUCGUCCUAAGCCACCGCCGACGACGACACGUCCCAAGCCACCGCCGACUACGACGCGUCCCAAGCCUCCGCCUACUACUACCCGUCCAAAGCCGCCACCAACGACAACGAGACCAAGACCACCGCCAACCACGACGCGUCCAAGACCGCCACCGCCACCAACACCAACUCCUGCAUAUCCAAUCAUACCUGUGACCCAACCACCGGUAGUGUACCUCGGAUGCCCGAAUGGAGGUGUUGGUCCUUACUGCUGCACGAACGGAGGAAUCGGCCCGAACUGCGACGUACCACAGGGACCACCGUAUCAAUCGUGCGACAACGGCGGUCAACCACCGUUCUGCUGUACUAACGGAGGUGUUGGUCCUUACUGCGUGGAGAUUCAGCAAGCAAUCGAAGUCCGUCCACCGACGACUAUCGUUUACACGGAACCGGUUUACCAGCCGAUAGGGCCAGUUGUAGUGCCUCAGGGAAUCCGCCCCGGACAGGCUCCUCUGCCAACGCAGCCACAGCAGGUCCAGUACCAACCAUAUCAACCGCAGAUCCAGUACCAACCACAACAGCCACAGUUCCAGUAUCAACCGAUUCAGCCGCAGCAGCCACAGGUCCAGUACCAGCAGCAGCAGCCACAGAGCCAGUACCAACCACAGCGCCCAAUUAACGCACCUAGCUACGGUUAUCAGCCUCAGGUAACCAUAGUGCCUAGCUCUACACCUGCACCAUUCUUUGCCGGGUCAAGCGCACAGGCCGGUAGCGUCUUUGGACAGUCAUCUGCGAAUGAUUUUAUUCAAGCAAUAACGCCACGACCGGCCGCUCCUGCCGCUCCAAGACAACAGGCACAGCAGCAGGCAGCCCGACCACAGGCUACACCAGCCCCAGCUAGACAACAACCUUCUGCACGACCACAGGCUUCUCCGGCGCCAGCAAGACAACAGCCUUCGGCACGACCACAGGCUUCUCCUGCACCGGCAAGACAACAACCUUCUGCACGACCACAGGCUUCUCCGGCGUCAGCAAGACAACAGCCUUCGGCACGACCACAGGCUUCUCCGACACCGGCAAGACAACAACCUUCGGCACGACCACAGGCAUCACCGGCACCGGCAAGACAACAACCUUCGGCACGACCACAGGCAGCUACGCCACAGCGACAGACUGGUGGCUUCAAUAACGAUUUCUCCAACAAGGCUCCAGUGAGACCAGCGUCGGUAGCAGGAGCAGGACAAUGUGAAGGAUCGAACUGUGAGCACGGUUUCUACUACAAACUCGGUGAUCAGGCGGUCAUAUUUUAGGGAUUAGGAAACCAUUCACGUAUGAUGUAAGAGAUAUUGGUUUAUGUACAUAAAUAAAUGGUGGUUCCGCCGUGCCCGAUGGAACAAAUAAUAAUGUCACCGAAGAUGUUGGGUUA